UAGAGGAUCUUUAGUGUAGGCUUACUUGUAGCUGUCUAACCUUCUACUACUGUAGGUUAUAUGGCUACCAAUGUGUGAAAUGAGGUCUGUUUUCUCGUUUAAGGAUAUUUGAUCUUACAGUGAAGUCACAAGUCUUCUUCUGAAGAUAUGAAGUGUGAUUUGUGAACCUCUCUGGUGGAAAUUGUUGCCUUUGUUAUAGUGGGCAAGGAACGAGUGGCUCUUGUGAAAUAUUGGUGAUGGACUCAAGUCUGUUGGGAAUAGUCAAGAAGAUUACUGCAUAUAUUCAGAAAGCACAACUCUGGGUGUUACACAGGGAGCUUGAACCUCUAUUUGUUGUGUUACUACUGCACUCUUCUGCUUUUUUCAGCAAAAUGUCCUGGUGGAUUAGCAGCUGGCUACCUUCCUGGUGUCCAACUUCCACUAGCCAUUUGAAAGAUGCUGAAGAGAAGAUACUACUCCCCGUAAAAAGUAAAUUCUCCAGGCAGUAUGUGCCUAUCUCAAAUCAGAAUGUGCUGUCAACGCUGGCCUUUUGUGAGAAAGCAGGCAACGAGUCCACCCCCUUGGUUCUGCUGCAUGGCUUUGGGGGAGGUGUUGGGCUGUGGGUGCUCAACCUGGACGCCCUGUCCCAGCAGAGGCCAGUUUAUGCCUUCGACCUGCUGGGCUUUGGCCAGAGCAGCCGGCCAGAUUUCAGUAGCGACGCACAGGAGGCCGAGCUGCAGUUUGUGGAGUCCAUUGAGCAGUGGAGGACCGCUGUGGGGCUGGAGAGCAUGGUCCUGCUCGGCCACAACCUGGGCGGAUACCUGGCAGCAGCAUAUGCCCUCAAUUACCCAGCCAGAGUCAAGCAUCUGAUCUUCGUGGAACCGUGGGGUUUCCCUCAGAGGCCUGACCCCGGAGACGAGGACCGACCCAUCCCCAUCUGGAUCAAGGCCUUGGGAGCCAUGCUGAGCCCCUUUAACCCUCUGGCAGGGCUCAGGGUUGCUGGGCCACUAGGUCCAGCUCUUGUACAGACACUGAGGCCAGACUUUCAGAAGAAAUACGUAUCUGUGUUUAAUGAUAACACUGUGACAGACUACAUAUACCAUCUCAAUGUGCAAACUCCAAGUGGUGAAACAGCCUUCAAAAACAUGACAAUACCCUAUGGCUGGGCCAAGCGGCCAAUGCUGCAGCGAAUUGGCCUGAUCCAUGCGGACAUCCCCAUGACUAUCAUCUAUGGCUCUCGCUCCAGCAUAGAUGGCUACUCUGGCAACUCUAUCAAGGAGCUGCGACCAGAUUCCCAUGUGGAGAUUAUUGCUAUCCGUGGGGCUGGCCACUACGUGUUUGCAGAUCAGCCGGAUGACUUCAACCAGAGUGUGCUGCAGGUCUGUGAGACGCUGGGCUGAAAAGGAGCAGGUUAGGGGAUCAUCUCCCAGAGCAGCCCCAGCUAGAGGUGCUCGCUCUUUGGCUUUGUAAAAGGACUGUGUGCCCCUAAUAAGGACACAAGCCUUCCUCCAAGUGCCUUCAGAGAAUCACAUUGCCUUUGAAUUGGUAGUUCCCCUGUGAGGCCUUUGCAUAAGAGGUCUGUUUUAGGGAGAAGAAUGAACAUGAACAGUGUUUUGAUUGUUGCGACUGGGAUUUCAAUUUUGUGUUUAAAAAGGCUUGUCGCUGACUUUGUUGGAAAGCAUGCCUACAGAGGUUAAUUUGUUUUUGAAUAUACAUUAUGUAAAUUAAGUAUUUUAUUUGCACGAAACAAUUGACAUAAUAUGUGAACAGUGCCUGUCUGACACAGACAUAAUGCCUGAUAGAUUCAGAGCACAGAGUUGAGUAAGAUAUAAGACUCACUAAAACAGUAAAUAUGUAAUAUUUAGCUCUAUAUGGACCACUAUGUGUAAUUCAGAGUAUCGCCAGAGAAAUCAUUUGACAUUUACUGUAGAUACAGUAAGUGGAAUGUAUAAUUUGCACAUUUCACUUGUCAAAUUAUGAAAGUAUGAUUAUCCUUCUGUAUAUCUUUCAGGUUGUCAUUGUGGUAAUGCAUGGUCUAGAUGAGGUAUCAGAAUAUGGCUCAACCAUGAAACAUGUCACCUGUACAUUAUUAAUUACUCAAUGGAAGAGGUGAAAUUGCACAGAAAAGCUGUAAUUCUUACUAAUAGCUAUAAAGUCCUGGUAUUUUAAUCUGUCAGAUGAUUGCUGUCAAACAACUGCUAGGUCUGUCUGCUGCCCUUUGGACUAACCCUUGGACCGCUCCCUUGUUUCACUAUGAGUCUAAGAAAGAAUAAUAAGCCUUUAGCAGAUAUGUAACAAGGUAAUAAUUAUCAAUCUAUAUAGGCUCAAAUUAAUUCUUAAACCGAUUCAGUUUGCAUCUCAUCUGCUUGACGAUUACAGCUCAUAUUGAGAGCACAGAUUAUGGGAUGGAUCCCAGAGGAUUCUCCCUGGGAUCACCAUAUCACCUGUUUCAUCAUACCAUAUAUAUAUAUAUAUACUUUCCAAGACUACUAGAUAUGAGACCUCCCAAAGAACAUUGUAACCAAAAUCAGCCAAAAGCUACAUAACAAUAUAAUGUUCAUCAUGGAAAACUCAUCUGUCUACCUCAUGCAGGACUCGGUAGUGACUACUGUGAAAUGUGGCCAUUUAUUUAAAUAACGCCACUUAUUAACAUACACACUCACACACACAUUUCUGUAAAUAACAAAAGUGUGGCUAAUUUCUAUACUCUGUUGCCUUAGAUACCAUGGGGCUGGGCUCAAACCUGUUGUAAAACUCAGAGCCUCAGACUCAACAUUGUAACAGGACUGUGGUGAACUUGUGUGUUUCAUGACUAAUGAUGACUGCUGUGGUGCAGAAAUAGGCUUGAACUAUAUUUUGUGUCUAACAAGGGCUCCCUUUUUGAGAGAGUGUGUUCUGUGUCAAAUGUUAUGAAUGUGAAAGUGUUAAACAAAUAAACCUUUCUUGCAUUUGAAUAA
Messenger RNA from Alosa sapidissima (American shad), 2936 nucleotides. It is a transcript of the gene abhd5a, whose product is annotated as abhydrolase domain containing 5a. Bases 237 to 1379 code for a protein of 380 amino acids. Lineage: Eukaryota; Metazoa; Chordata; Actinopteri; Clupeiformes; Clupeidae. Gene Ontology annotation, cellular component: lipid droplet. The record is from RefSeq and is a predicted model, not a curated record. The transcript has 7 exons. Gene Ontology annotation, biological process: negative regulation of triglyceride storage; positive regulation of triglyceride catabolic process.